Molecule: messenger RNA, 3102 nt
Organism: Arachis stenosperma
Lineage: Eukaryota; Viridiplantae; Streptophyta; Magnoliopsida; Fabales; Fabaceae
Product: linoleate 13S-lipoxygenase 2-1, chloroplastic-like
Exons: 9
Coding region: 138-2936 (932 amino acids)
Biological process (GO): lipid oxidation
Molecular function (GO): protein binding; oxidoreductase activity, acting on single donors with incorporation of molecular oxygen, incorporation of two atoms of oxygen; metal ion binding
Source: RefSeq, a predicted model, not a curated record
AUCAGCUGAAAAGGACGAAAAAAGAUAACAUGAUAAGAAGAGUUCCCAACCUUCAAUUCUUCAACGUUAUUGCAAAUAUAAGAGGAUAUUGCAAUAAAUAUUUUGGGCCAUAGAACAUAAAAACUGAACGGAGAAAGAUGAUAAAGCCGCAUCUUUUGCAUCAAUCAUACCAAAAAACCAACCAUACCUUCUUCUCUCUUCAUAGGCCAUACUUCCAUGGCGGCCGCGGCGACAUUGGCGCCAACAAAAUUAGAACUUUAUCAACUCUUCCACUACUAUGGCCGGCUCACGCGAAGAAGAGGGAAAGACUUAAGCGCCUUGUCCUUCCCCCUCCUCUCGCGCAAGCUAGCCCUGGUUCUUCAGCUACCACAAAAGACAUAUAUCAUGUUAUUGAUGACACCAAUGAGAAUAAGGACAAUGGUGUUGUGAAUGUUAAAGCGGUGGUUAAGGUGAAGUUAACAAAGGCUGGGUUUUUUUCAAGUCUUAGUUUGGACCGUGGAAUUGAUGAUUUAACUGAUUUGCUUGGUAAAUCUAUCUUGUUGGAACUUGUUAGCUCCCACCUUCAUGAUUCUGAGGGUGGAAUGGAGAAGGAGACGAUUAAAGCAUACGCACACAAAGCAGGGGGAGAUGAGAAGUCGGUUAAGUAUGAAAGCGAUUUUGAAGUAGCAAAUGAUUUUGGAGAGAUUGGUGCAGUUCUUGUUGAGAAUGAGCAUCACACUGAGAUGUUUCUUGAAACCAUCACCCUCCAUGGCUUCCCGGAGGGUCCUGUUCAUUUUGAUUGUGCUUCAUGGGUUCAUUCUAAGUUCGAUAAUCCCACCAAAAGAAUAUUCUUCACCAAUAAGUGUUACUUACCAUCGGAAACCCCGAGUGGUUUAAGAAGAUUAAGAGGAGAAGAAUUGAGUAACCUGAGAGGGAAUGGAGAAGGAACACGAAAAAGCUUUGAAAGAAUUUACGAUUACGACAUUUACAAUGACAUUGGUGAUCCAGACAAAAGCCUUGAUCUUCAGAGGCCUCCCUUAGGCGGCAAAGAACGACCUUAUCCCCGCCGUUGCCGAACCGGCCGUCCACACUCCCAAGCAGAUCGUUGGUCAGAGAAUAGGAAUAAUGGAAAAAAAUUCUACGUUCCAAGGGAUGAGUGCUUCUCGGAGGUGAAGGAGCUAACGUUCUCAACAAAGGCACUGCACGCGGUGCUUCUGAUACUGGUUCCGUCGCUGGGGAAAAUAAUCAAAGACAAGGAUCUUGAGUUCCCGUUCUUCCAUGAGAUUGAUUCACUGUUCAGCGUUGGACUUGAUUUGCCUUCUGAAGCUGAGGAGGGAUUUCUUGGAGCCAUGAUGCCUAGGCUUGUCAAAUACAUUUCCGGUGGUGAUCGCCAAAAUGUUCUUCGCUUCGAGACCCCUGAGACAAUGAACAGGGAUAGAUUUUUCUGGUUUAGGGAUGAAGAAUUUGCUAGACAGACUGUUGCUGGCCUCAACCCACUUAGCAUAAGUUUGGUCAAGGAAUGGCCUUUGAGGAGCGAACUUGACCCAGGUAAAUACGGUCCACAAGAAUCAGCAAUUACUUCUGAAAUUAUCAAUAAAGAGAUAGGAGGAAUACUUACCGUAGAAAAGGCUAUUGAAGAAAAGAAGUUGUUCAUUUUGGACUACCAUGAUAUAUUAUUACCAUAUGUUAGCAAAGUAAGGAAACUGAAGGGGAAAACACUGUAUGGAUCAAGAACUUUGUUCUUUCUAACUCCAGAAGGGACACUGAGACCUCUUGCCAUUGAACUUACAAGACCUCCCAUGGAUGGAAAAAAGCAAUGGAAGCAAGUCUUCACUCCUUCUUGGCACUCAACAAGUGUUUGGCUAUGGAGAAUUGCUAAGGCCCAUGUUCUUGCACAUGACUCUGGCUAUCACCAACUUAUUAAUCAUUGGUUAAGAACUCACUGUGUGACAGAGCCAUAUGUUAUUGCAACAAAUAGACAACUUAGUAUAAUGCAUCCUAUAUAUAAAUUGCUACACCCUCAUUUUCGUUACACAUUAGAGAUUAAUGCAUUGGCACGAGAAGCACUUAUUAAUGCUGAUGGCACAAUUGAGAGCUCAUUCGCACCGGGAAAGUAUGCCAUGGAGAUUAGCUCUGCUGUCUAUCAUCAUCAUUGGCGAUUUGACAUGGAAUCUCUACCUGCAGACUUAAUCAGAAGGGGAAUUGCCAUAAAAGAUCCAUUUGAACCACAUGGGCUAAGACUAACAAUCAAAGAUUACCCUUUUGCCAAUGAUGGACUCCUUUUAUGGGACAUUAUCAAGCUAUGGGUGACGGAUUAUGUGAACCAUUAUUACCCUAAUUCAAGUGUUGUGGAGCAUGAAGAGGAGCUUCAAGCAUGGUGGAAAGAGAUAAGAACAGUUGGACAUGGUGACAAAAAGGAUGAACCAUGGUGGCCAAUUCUCAACACUCCCAAGGACUUAAUUGGAAUUCUAAGCACAAUAAUUUGGGUAACUUCUGGUCACCAUGCAGCUGUAAACUUUGGUCAAUACACAUAUGGUGGUUACUUCCCAAAUAGGCCAACAAUUGCAAGGACCAAAAUGCCCUCGGAAGACCCUUCAGAAGAAGAGUGGAAGGAGUUCCUUAAGAAGCCUGAAAGAGCACUUCUCAAGUGUUUUCCUUCUCAGCUUCAAGCAACAAGAGUCAUGGCCGUCUUGGAUAUUCUCUCCACUCAUUCGCCCGACGAGGAGUACAUCGGCGAGAAGAUGGAACCUUCUUGGGGUGAAGACCCUGUUAUAAGAGAUGCAUUUGAAAGGUUUAAAGCCAGAUUGAAGAAACUUGAAGUACUCAUUGAUGAGAGGAAUGAGAAUACAAAGUUGAAGAACAGAAAUGGUGCUGGUAUUGUUCCUUAUGAACUUUUGAAGCCUUUUUCAAAGCCAGGAGUCACUGGAAAGGGGGUUCCUUGCAGUAUUUCCAUUUGAAUUUUCUAAUUUUGUUAAUUAUACCAUCUAAAAUACUCUUAAUUAAUUAGUAAUAACUAGAUUCUUAUAAUGUUAUUAGUGUGCUUGAGCUUCAAUAUGUAAAAUAAUAAAACUCUACGUCCAAGUAAAAUACUUAUCUAAGUUGUUAUAAUAACUUUUUAAUUCA